AUGAGUCUAUUGAAUUCAGUCAAGGACUAUGUCAAACGACAUCGACGCGGUUUAUUCAUUACGGCCACGAUAGCCGGUGGUGGCUACCUUGCAGGGCGCUAUGCCACUGGGAAAAUCAGAGAUCUGCAAGAAAAGGCUUCAGCAGAGCGAAUGAGUAGGGAAAGCCUCAAACGUCGCUUUAACCAGAAUCAGAAUGAUUGCGUUUUCACCGUCCUUUCUUUACUGCCAGCAUUGGGCGAUCACAUUCUUCACGAUAUGAAUAUUGAAGCUGCUUGGGCCAAACUUCAGGAAUCUCGAAAACUGGAGAAAUUGGAGGAGAAACGCAAAGCGCAAAGACCAACGGUGGAAAGUGAACAACAAGGAACUCCAGCAGAAGUUCAGCCCAAGGGAUCCGACAAUGUUGAUACCGCUGACAAGCCUGCAACAAAAGAUGAAUCUGCGCCAUCCUAUGCUGCAGUAGCUAGCGCUCAAGCGGAUACAGCCGAAAAGCCCGCAACAACAGACGAAUCUGCGCCUUCUUAUGCUGCAGUAGCUAAUACCGAAAUAAAUACAGAAGGAGCAAGCCAUUCGGAAGUGCAUCCACCUGCUAAAGAAAAAAAUAUCUCGACAGAGAUGACCGAGCAACAACAAGACGCGAAAACGCGGGACCGUGCUACUGCGACCGGAGGAGAAUUGGAUAACAGUAUCGGUAGCCUUGUCAGCUCUUUCCAUGGCGAAGACCCUGCAUCGUUACCGAUACCUGGUAUCCUCGAUAAAAAGGCCAAGUACUUGCUGUGGGAAGAGAUCAAAACCACCAGUUUCACUCGUACAUUGACAGCCAUUUACUCCGUAACACUGCUGACAUUGUUAACACACAUUCAACUUAAUCUUUUGGGACGGUUUAUGUAUAUGUGGUCUGUUUCUGUCCUGCAAAAUACCGAGCCAAGCAUACGUCUUCAGCCUGACAGGGACAGUCCACAAAACGGUUUUCUGGAUCCACAGACCGAACGCAUGUAUUUGAGCGCCAGCUGGUGGUUGAUUCAUCGAGGAUGGAAACGCUGCUCCGAAAAAGUCAAAGAGGCAGUAGACGAUAUUGUGGGCAGCAUACCAUUGAAGAGCACUCUUUCUUAUAAUGAUGCCGACGCCAUCAUUAGCCAGCUCCGCGCACGAAUUGAGUAUGACCAAAGAACUCACAGACCUAUCAAUUUCCGAUCAUUUAUGCUUCCUGACAACGAAGAGGAAGAGGCUGAAUUAUUGCGAGAAGCAGGAUUUACAGAGGGUGACACCGGCGUAGAUAUGACUGCAUUGCGCCGAUUAUUAGAUGAAACGAGGGAUUUCAUUGACAGUCCUGAUUUCUUGUCUGUCUUGACUUCAUGUUUGGAUGAAGUGUUUGCUAUUUUUGAUCGACAUGCGCUGGCCAAAAAUCUAGCGCCGAUUGUUGACCCCAUGGUUGCAAACUCGAGUCGGAUAGAGGAGAUUCCAGCUGAUAGUGUCCUCCAGCAACCCUCCGUGAAGAAACUCACAUUGGCCAAUCUUUUACCUUCCAUUAGCCGACAGGCUCAUCUUGUCAUUGCUGGCAAUGAAUAUUUGAAUGCAUUUGCGUAUAUCAAAGAGUUGCAAGCAUUCUCUGCUUUUGUCUAUACGCAUUACGAUGAAGAAAUGACAGCGCCAUAG
Molecule: messenger RNA, 1653 nt
Organism: Radiomyces spectabilis
Lineage: Eukaryota; Fungi; Mucoromycota; Mucoromycetes; Mucorales; Radiomycetaceae
Product: Peroxin-3
Exons: 7
Coding region: 1-1653 (550 amino acids)
Biological process (GO): protein import into peroxisome membrane
Cellular component (GO): peroxisomal membrane
Molecular function (GO): protein-macromolecule adaptor activity
Source: RefSeq, a predicted model, not a curated record